CUGAAUGCCAAGGAGGGGGGGAGAUGCUGGGGCAAUAUAAAAUGAAGGGCGCGAGGCAUGAAACACCACUUCUAGCAUCUCCCAUUCACCAUGCGGCCCGUGCUCCUCCUCCUCGGCCUCGUUGCGGCUGUGUCCGCGGUGGAUCCCGUCAAGAUCCACCUCUACUACGAGACGCUCUGCCCGUAUAGCAUUGACUUCGUGGUCAACCAGCUGUACAAAACAUGGACCUUGGUCAAGGAUAUCAUGGAAGUAGAAAUGUUUCCUUUCGGCAAUGCUGAGUAUUACCCUGACGGCGAGGGCUGGAGUUUCCGGUGCCAGCAUGGGUCCGGCGAGUGCCGCGGCAACAUGAUCCAUGCGUGUGCUAAGAACCACUUCAAUGAUAUCAACAUCGAAAUGGAAUUUGUCAAUUGCCUACUCUCAGCAGACUACCCUCCCAACGCCGGGGCCAAGUGUGCAGCAGAAGUGGGUGCCGACUGGGCGCCUCUAGAGCAGUGUGUCAACUCCAUAGAGGGGCAGAACCUGCUGCACGAUGUGGCUGUGCAGCAGGAGCAGCUUCAACCCAAGCUGUACUUUGUGCCUUGGAUCAUUGUAAAUGAUGUGUUCAGCGAGGAGCAGGUGGGCGAGUGCCAGACGAACCUGCUGAAAGUGGUGUGUGAAAAAUACACCGGCGUGAAGCCCGAUGCUUGUAGUAGUUACCCCUUGGAGCUCACCUCCAGCAAGAUUGGAGUGUCGAAGUUCUAGGCCUUGUGGUAGCCGUCGCCUUCCCAGCACUUGUCACCAGAGGAAGGCCAGCUGUCCACAGCCACGCAGCCAUCACAAAGUCUUGUCAGUACCACUGAAGCGUCUCCACCACAUACCAAACACAAUAUCGCUCAUCAUGCAUAGAGGAGCGGAAGUAAAGAGAAAUGUUUAUUUUUUUGAAAAAUAAAUUUGCUGAAAUUUU
Molecule: messenger RNA, 943 nt
Organism: Scylla paramamosain (green mud crab)
Lineage: Eukaryota; Metazoa; Arthropoda; Malacostraca; Decapoda; Portunidae
Product: gamma-interferon-inducible lysosomal thiol reductase-like
Exons: 5
Coding region: 91-741 (216 amino acids)
Molecular function (GO): oxidoreductase activity, acting on a sulfur group of donors, disulfide as acceptor
Source: RefSeq, a predicted model, not a curated record